AUGCAAAAGAAGAAACAAACUGGUGAUCAAAAGGUUGCUCAAACUCAAGUUAAGAAAGUGUGGGUUCCUAAGACUAUCACUGCUGAGACUAAAGCUUCUGAAUCUGUUAAGGUUACCCCAAAAUCUCAAAUCCAGAAACCAGAAGAAUGGCAAGUUCCUGGAAAAAAAUCAAAGAAGAAAGCUAACAGGCAGAUUUCUUUCCCUGUCUCAAGCUCAAACACUUAUCUCCCUUUGAUUGAUGAUAGUGAUGAUGUAGUUGAUAUUGUGGAUGAAACUGAUGAUCCUAACGGGGGUGAUGGUAGAAUUUGGGUGGGGUGGAAGGCUGAGUGUCUCACUUUGGAUGUUCUUCUUUCUACUGAGCAAUUUAUCCACUACUUACUCAGCACUAAGGAUCUGCAGACUCAAAUUAUGAUUACUUUUGUUAAAUGGGGCUGUUGUUCUGAGUAUGAGACUAGAGACUUUCAGCAAUGUAUUGAUGACCUGGAUCUUGUUGAGAUCAAGAUCAAGGGUUCUUUUUUCUCUUGGUGUAACAAAGCUCAUGUGGGUCCUAGAACCUUUUCCAAGAUUGAUAGAGGUUUUGUUAAUCAAGAAUGGAUUAACUGUUAUGGUCAUGUUGAAGCUAUGUACUUACCCCCCUUUCUUUCUGAUCAUAACCCUAUUGUCUAUGAGAUUUUUCAUGUGGUACCUGGGAAAGGGAGACCUUUCAGGUUUCUCAACUGUCUGACUGAACAUGGCAGUUUUUUUACUAUUAUGGAAACUGCUUGGCAAAACUCUGGCUCUGAAAAUCCUAUGAAUGACAUUUGGUAUAAGCUCAAGCAUGUUAAGACUACUCUCAAAUCUCUGAACACUCAGAAAUUUGGGGACAUUAAUGCUAAACUUGAUUCUGCCCAAAACCAUUUCAAUGAUAUCCAGAAGCAAAUCUCUAGUGAUGUCACUAAUACUGAUUUGUGUAUUUUGGAGAUGGAAGCUAUUGCAACUGUAAAGCAUUGGCUUGGCAUUUAG
Molecule: messenger RNA, 1002 nt
Organism: Chenopodium quinoa (quinoa)
Lineage: Eukaryota; Viridiplantae; Streptophyta; Magnoliopsida; Caryophyllales; Amaranthaceae
Exons: 3
Coding region: 1-1002 (333 amino acids)
Source: RefSeq, a predicted model, not a curated record